Messenger RNA from Amorphotheca resinae ATCC 22711, 4230 nucleotides. RefSeq lists its product as hypothetical. Bases 1 to 4230 code for a protein of 1409 amino acids. Gene Ontology annotation, molecular function: DNA binding. The transcript has 2 exons. Gene Ontology annotation, biological process: telomere maintenance. NCBI's taxonomy places the organism in Eukaryota, Fungi, Ascomycota, Leotiomycetes, Helotiales, Amorphothecaceae. Gene Ontology annotation, cellular component: chromosome, telomeric region. The record is from RefSeq and is a predicted model, not a curated record.
AUGGCCGGCGCAGCCACGCCUGGCGCACCGGCGCUGCUAGAAUCGACCUCCCACAUUCCAAUUGCACAGCUCACUCCCACGCUCGAUGCGCCGUCGUCGAGAUCUGUUAGGGCGAUAGUAACACUUUCAUGGCCGUACAGCUCCGCCACAGGCUCCGUGGCCUUCCUCCUGGCAGAGCCUGAUUUUCGGUUGCGCCGUUCUAAGGGCCAGGUGCGCGUCCAGUUCGCAGGGUCCAGUGCGAAAGUCGUCGCGAAAGCUGGUAUCGCUAGUGGGGAUGAGGUGGUGCUCUGCUUGGAUGGUGUGGAAUGGCUACCUGAUGAAACUGCGGAUUUAGCACCCGGUCGUGGAGUGGAGUUCGAGUUGAAGUUUACAGAGAGGCUACUCCUCCAGUUUAGACAGGAAGGAUCCGAGAAACACGAGUUAAUUGAUAUUGAUCAUCCCACACCAGAGCCAGAGCCAGCGCCUUCUAUCUCGGAGAGAAUUCCCUCGCCCGAAUCGCCGAUAUCUCCCCCUGCGGCUUUCUAUCCCAAUCAUACUUCGGCUCAGCCUGACGUGGUCUUGAGAAAUGGGGACGAGUGGUCAUCUCCUGCAUUUAUUAAACGUGCAAGAACAUCCUAUGGUUCCCUUUUCGACACAGGCUAUGAUCCAUUCGCAGAGGAGGACGGGACCAUACCUGGAAAGGGAAGAAAGAGGACCAGAUUGAGUUCGGUGUGGAGGUAUAGCAGUCGAUCUCCGAGCCCCGAACCAGACGAAGAAUCUGUCCGGACAUCGUCAGAACCUGCCGCCGCACCGUUGACGGCUGACGAGGGCAGGCAGACCACCGGGCUUCAGGCUGGGGAUGCCGCAGAGGUACCGGCCGAUUCCUCAAGACAAGUCACAGAUGGAGACAUGACAUCAAGGAGUGAUGAGGCUCUUAUUGCCGAGGAUGCAGCACAUCUUCAGUACGAAGCUCGUUCGUCGCCAAGUCGUAAUGGUGCGAUGUCACCGCCAGCGAUACAGGCAUCCCUUGACUCGAAUAAGGUUAGUUCUUCACAGCAGGACCAAAUGCAAGAAAUAGAGUCUUCUCAGGCACCCCUUUCACCUCAACUCAAAUCCUUCUCUUCUGAUGCACUACCUUUGGUCUCGCCACUCGUCACAUCUAAUUCCGGUCUCUUCACACAAAGUGGUGAUGGAAUCCGGGAAUCGGCGCCAACCGUCGGUAGCUUUGGAGCUCUACAUGAACAAGAGCCAACUCAUCAUUCCGGGGAUGAGCACGAGGCUGUCUAUGUGGGCGGUCACGGUGAAAGUGAACAACACCCUCCCGAACUCCAAACCUUCCAACAUCCAGAAACUGCUAUGAACGAAGGAGAAAACUCGGGUCACGGGGGCCAAUUCCCUUCUGAGAAUCAAGAUGGCCAUUGGAUGACUGUAAAUGCUCAGUUAAGUCAUUCUGAGUCCUCCUAUAAAGAUGCGAAUGAGACCAGAGAAGAGCAAUCUGAGCGUUUAGAGGAAGAAGAUGAUGGUGAUGAAAACGAAGAAGAGCCAGAGCAACAUGAGACCGGCGGUUUUACGUUUUCGCAGUCUGAGGCGCCUCGCUAUCAACACUAUCCUGAAUUGGAUGAUGGAUUACAUGGCCAGUCUGCUAACAGCUCCUGGGCGCUUGGUUCUGCAACUGUCGCUUAUCCGGACUUGCCAGAACCUGACGACAUGAAGAGACAUGCUGUUGAUGAAAUCCCACAUCCUCAAUCUUCUACCAUGCCACAAUCCCAAAGUUCACAGUCUGCGGUGGUGGAUCUAACGGAAGACGAAGACGAAGGAGAGGGACAGGAUGCAAAUGAAGAUUCGGUCGAUGAGGAGGGCAAUGAAAGCUCCGUUGAGAGUUCACUGGAAGAAGAAGCUACAAUGCAAGACGAAUCUGCUCGCGGUCCAUACACUUAUGAUGAAACACAUAUGGACGAUGAAGAUGCUUCAGUUGGCGCAGAAGAAGUCUAUGAUGAAUACUAUUCUGGAGAUGAUAACUAUCAAGAUCGCUAUCACGAAGAAGAAUACGAUGAUGAGGAUGAGGAUGAGGAAAGCUAUGACGAAGAAAUGGAUGUUGACGAAGCUCAGUCCAGACCCCCGGUACAAACAGCACCCGUGGUCAUAGAUCUGCUCUCCUCCGACGAUGAAGACGACGGGGGGGCAACUACACCGAAACCUACCAUUUCAACUUCUCAGCCCCCUAUGCCCCCUGUACAACAACCUGAAGCCGAAGACCAUUCCUCUGAGGAGGAUGAAGAAAGCGAAUCGGAUAAGAGUAGUGCUGAGGAAGGAAUGGACUCUACCGAUGAUGUGCCCUAUGCACAGCGGUCCGAAUUGCAGACUAUCGCCCCACAACGCUUCACAAGAGAAUCUUCUGCAGAAGAUGAGGAGGAUGCCCCUUCCAUUGUCGAUCAUGAUGAUGAUGGGCAUGUUGAGAUGGAGGAUGAGAUAGACGAAGAAUCCGAAAGAAGUUCAGGCUAUGGAAGCGGACAUACAGGGAGAACAGUAGGUAACGAGGAGGCCGAAAUCGCUCCCUCUAAGGCGUCGCCCGUGGAUGGAGAGUUUCUUGACCAGUCUGAGGCUGGUAAGUCAACGGAGGCGCCUCAGAUAUCUGAGCCGGAGCAAAUGGAAGAGGACGAGCUGCCCGAGGAUAAUGCUAAAGUCUCAGAAGCUCAAAAAGAAGAUAACAAUGUUCCGGAUAGUGAGAAUAUGAGUCGGACGCCACCCCACGACGAUGACUCCACGGUCCCAAUUGAGCAAAAUCCGGCCAAGCAUGGAGCUACCCAAGGCGUGGAAAAUGCAGGGGGAGAGUCAACCCCUGGAGAGCAGCCGUCGCUGUUUUCCAGAAUAUUCAAUCUGGAUGGUGCCAACGAUGAAACUCGAGCAGAGGUCUCUCACCAUGUCUUACCCAAUGAUGGAACCACGAACCCUCCUGCUACAACUUCUACAUUUGAGCCGAAUCAAGACGUGGCUACUCCACGGGAUCAAGUCUUGGCGCAAGACGAUGUCCAACUUCCAACUCCUGAUGAUACGCAGUUAUCACAGUUGAAAGAAUCCCAACGAGAUUCGUCUUUCUCAUCAGGCUUACCACCCUCUGCAGAUUCGUCGGAAGGUUCCACAACGGCAAUGCACGUUGAUCCGAACCUGGAGAACGAGGUCAACCCCAUCCUCGAAGAGCAAAAAACAGUAUUAGACAAGCCUAUGGAAACAAAAGAAACCGAGAGCCUUGAGACUGAAACCAUCACUGUGGAGACGUCCAAAAACAGGAUCGACGGAGAAGUCGAGGGCCCACAGAGUGAACAGGUAGCAGAUGUCGCGGUUAUUGAAGCGCAUACUCCGAGCCCACCCCGCGGUGAGCAAAAUGAGCUAACUAUAUCGGGUUUCGACAAUCGCAUCGAAGAUCCUGAGAAGACCAUUCGAUUCAGUCCCAGGAGAAGUCAACGCAUUGGGAAGUCGUCUGGAUCAGCACCUGAGAUAGCAGAGAUCGUGCGCCCGCGCACACCGGACAAUCCUCACACUGAAGGAGAGCCUGGGAGUAGACAGAAAGAGGAUUGGUCGCCAAUUAUCCUGGAUAAUCAAACCACGCCGACGGGACAUGAUGCGAGUAUCGAAAUGGCACUAUCAGCUUUGGACUCCCCCCGGAAGCAACAUGAUGAUCUUCCGAGAACACCUGUCACCGAUCUCAAGUUACGCCUCACUCGAGCUCUACGAAACGAUCUCAGCGAAUUUACUGCCCUGAAAGUGCUUCGAUAUAAUCUCCUUAAAAAGCUCGACGUUUUGGCAAUAGCGACGACGACUCCGGCAGAACCGCAACGGGCCAAAGGUGGGCCACGGCAUUACCAGAUAACCUUCAACAUCACCGACCCAACGAUCGCUCCUAGCGUUGUCACGGAGGUUCAGAUAUACCGACCCUACAAGGAAGCUUUGCCUGUUAUUGAUGCCGGCGAUGGUAUUUUACUUCGAAACUUCCAAGUUAUUGCGAUCAAGAAUAGGGGAUUUGCCCUCCGUUCCGAAUCCAAUGAGGCUAGCAGCUGGGCUGUUUUCAAGAAUGGCGAGGAUGAGGCGCAAGUACGUGGACCGCCUGUGGAGUAUGGCCCUAGCGAGAAAAAUCAUAUUGUUUCUAUGAAGGAGUGGUACGGUGCUCUAGAUUCAGUAGCUAUGACGAAGCUAAACAGGGCGAAUGCGGACAAAGGUUAUGGAGUUGAUAAAGGCAUUGGGAAGGAGGGUUAA